Molecule: messenger RNA, 2964 nt
Organism: Ornithodoros turicata
Lineage: Eukaryota; Metazoa; Arthropoda; Arachnida; Ixodida; Argasidae
Product: protein toll-like
Exons: 6
Coding region: 44-2908 (954 amino acids)
Biological process (GO): signal transduction
Molecular function (GO): protein binding
Source: RefSeq, a predicted model, not a curated record
CUAGUGCCACAUCAGACAACUCUCCCGUGUUCCUCCGCUUGCGAUGGCCUCGCCUGUGCAAGUUCUACUGUUCUGCUUAUGGCUUGCAGGAUACAUUGAAGCAAGGCGUCCCCGUGUCACGAACAGCACCUGCCCCGAACUUGGUGACUGCUCUUGUCGCGCGAUGACGAAUGGACUGGCAGUCAAGUGUACGAAAGUGCAGCGUGUGGGACGAGUACCGCAGGUCCUGGGGAUACUACAAGGAAGUCCUCUUGCGGAGCUCCUAGUUAUUGCGGUCCAUCUAAAGUCUAUACCCGCGUUUUACUUCGCGAACCUCACCAUCCGAAACCUCCGCAUGGAACGCUGCUCGCUGGAAUCUCUGGACGAUGAGGCAUUCGUCGACACGGGGCCGAUGCAGUCCCUGGACAUGUCCAACAAUCACCUCACGACGAUUCCGGGAGCACUCCGCUCGUUAAGUGGACUGCAAAAGCUAAAGCUAUCGAGCAACAGGAUUAAGGUCAUCAACGACGAAUUGGCUCAUCUGGCACCGACCCUGCAGGGUCUGCGGUUGAACGAUAAUUUGAUAGAAAGUAUCGAUAAGGACACGCUGAGGAACUUCAACGUGCUCUCGACCGUGGAUCUUUCGAGAAAUAGGCUUCGAGGCAUUCAUCGCCGCGCCUUCAGAGGGUUGCAGUCGCUGAAGAUGGUAGACUUGAAACAUAACGGCAUACAGUUUGUAGACGCUGCAUUUAAGCAGCUACCUGUGCUGGCGGAACUACGGCUUUCGUGGAACAACAUAACCAGCAUGGGAAGACUGACAUCGGCGUCGUCUCCUGGACUGCGCAUACUGACCCUAGACCACAAUCCCAUCGCCAACGUCACGUUCUUCGACACCAACGCUCUCGAUACCCUAAGCAUACAAAAUUGCAGCGCGUCUUACGUAAACCGGUACGCGUUCGUGUAUUCUCCACAGCUCAGGUACCUCGACUUAUCGGGAAACAAUAUAUCUUUCAUACCAGGCAGUGCCUUCUACAAGGAGUCAAAGCUCGUGCGACUGAGGGCCGUCGAGAAUUCAAUCACGACCCUGGAAGGCACGUUCAACGCUACACGACUCAUAGAGACCAUAGUGCUCUCCGGGAAUAAGAUAAGGGAGAUAAGCAACGCGUUCACUGGACUCAAACGACUCAUGCGUCUCAACUUGAACCGAAAUCGAAUCGAAUCGAUAGCGGACAUGACGUUCGAGACUAAUCGAAACUUGAAGGAACUGCAUCUGCUCGGUAACCGCAUAGAGUGGCUGGGCAAAGACGCCUUUCGCGGCAUCGUCAGUUUAGACAAGCUCUUGCUGAAUGGAAACCGGCUGACAAGCCUCAACGGUUCCCUCAGUUACAUGCCUAAACUACGGCACCUGUUCUUGGACGACAAUCGGUUGACUCGAAUAGGAGAGGGAGAUUUCGUGAACGUACCGCUCCUGAGGUACGUGCGAGCUAGCGACAAUAAUAUAAGCGAUGUCAGAGGAGCCUUCAGGUAUUCGGGAAACUUGCAGAGCGUCGUGCUAGAAGGCAACCGUCUCCAGCAGGUGCAUCGCGCCAGCUUUCCAGAAUCUCUCCGAGAUACGCUUUACGUAGCUCUCCAAGGAAACCCGCUCCAAUGCGACUGUCAGCUGACAUGGCUGCUCCCCCUGGUGCACCGCAAGAAUCCGACGAGGAUCCCAACUUGCGCUGGUCCAUCCUGGUUAGCGGGUCUGUCUCUGCUGAACGCUUCUGCGAGCAUGCUUCGCGACUCACCCGAAGACUGCGACCCCAGUUGUAGCUGCACGUGCCAGCCGGACGACCGGUACGGAAGGUCGAUCCACGUGGAUUGUUCCAAGGCCAACCUGACACGGACCCCCGAUGUGUUUCCGAGAGACGCCAGUGUCGUCGAUCUCAGCGGAAAUGAUCUGCGAACCCUGGGCAGCAGCUUGGUAGAUGGAGCGCCACACCUCGAGACACUACUGCUCAACAAGAACUCUUUCUCGGAGCUGAGUGUGAAGGAAAUCCCGAAAAGCCUCAAGAGCUUGGACUUGCGAAAUAAUAGUUUCACGAGGUUCCCGACAGACGUCGUGGUUGGAUUGAAUUUGACGUCUCUGUGGUUGGCUGGAAACGAAUGGAUCUGCGACUGCGACAGUUACGACUUCAAGCUGUGGACGCAAGUUAAUGACUUAGUGGUCCAGGAUGGAGCCUUGGCCAUCUGCGCAGCCGGAUCGAGCCCCGAAGUUCACGGGAAGGCGAUCAUCAACUUGGAGCUGAGGGACCUCUGCCCGUCGGACUCCUCAAGGGUCGUCUUUGCGGUUCCCGCCUUCGCGCUCUUAAUAAUCGUAUUAAGCGCCGCGAUGAUCUACCUGAAGCGCUCGCGCCAGAUCAAAGUGUGGCUCUUCGCCAGAGGUCUUCUGUGCGUCCAGGAGAACGAUAUGGACAGAGACAAAGCCUUCGACAUCUUCCUCUCGUUCAGUAGCAAGGACUCCGACUGGGCCUACGCCAACUUAGUUCCUCGAAUAGAAAGUGAAGGGUUCUCGGUGUGCACGUACGACAGGAACUUCAAGGGAGGAUUCCUUCUACAAGACAUCAUACAGGAGGCCGUGUCUUGUUCGCGUCGAACGCUGCUUCUCCUCACACAAAACUUUGUGGAGAGCGAGUGGUGCCGGUGGGAGUUUCGGGUGGCACACCACAACGCGCUCCGGGAAAGGAUCAACCGUCUCAUCGUGGUCGUCACAGAAGACAUUCCCGACGACGUGGACAAAGAACUGCUCGUGUACAUGAAGGCUACCUGCUACCUCCGCUGGGGAGAAAGAAAUUUCUGGAACAAACUCAUGUAUUCCCUGCCGAGGAAAAGCUGUAAUGCCGAACCAGGAAGUGUUCCGCUCUCCAUCAUACCUGCCGACGACGCUCGGUAAAAUUUCAUCCUGAAAGGAUUUGCACUUUCUGAGAUAAACAAGAACGUAUCCCUGGA